AAAUUGCGGUUGAAGAGAAUCAAAUGAAAGGGGUUCAUAAAAAUUCUUGUAGAAUCAAGAAUGAACUUUUCGAUUUGUACAUGGAUAUCCUUAAAAUAAUCGUAGGUGUUUCAAACUUACCAUUUGUGUAAUGCAAUAGAUACAAAGUCUCCAUGAAUAGGAGACCUUGUUUCGUGGUAUAUGCCAAUCCUAUUGAACAGGUGCGGAACCACGAUUUUUGUGUAGUGGGUCAUGAAAGAAAACUCUCUUAACUUAUUUAACUGGGUCAUGAGAGAAAACUUUAGAAAUUUGAAGGAAAAAAGGGCUUUAUGUGUAGCAAUGAGGGAUUUGUGAAUCAGUUGGGUCAGGCCGUCUGGUGACGUGCCAGGUCUCUGCCCAUCUCAUCGAGUUUACAUUGAAGUUGGGGGGACAAACAAACAAAGGUAGUACCUUACUCCAAUCUAAUCCAAACAUCUUACUACCAAACAUUGCCUUGACAUUUGAUUAUGGUCAACUUAUGAGUGGAAUCCCAGAUGGGUUGUUGGAGCGAUGUUCCUAAACUGGAUGUUAUUGCUAUACUAUGGUGUGGACCGACUGGUUUAAGUAUUUAGUUUGACUGCUGAAUGGGAUUGAUGAUGGCACUUCCUAUUUGCUGAGCUCUGCUGGCCGAGUUCUUCUUUUUUUGUUUCUUAGAGACAAAUACAUGAGCACUUGAAGCUUUAUGUUCGUGAGGUAGUAUGCUUGUAACAUGGUUUGCAAAUUGCAAUUAGCCUUUAGAUGGUCUUCAUGGGUUUCUGCGCCCAAGCAGUGGUUCGGUAUUAUUAACUCGUGUUUCUAUAUGCAUAUUUAUUACUGGGUUUAUCUCCGGGGAAAAGCUUUUUUGUGGCUUUUCCACUCUCAUCUUUCUUAUUGGUUCUGUAAUGUGGUUGUUGAUGUUACUCUGAUGGGUAUUACUCCUGUCGUGUUUCAGCCUGCAAUUCAAUUUGAUCCAUUCAUAAUGGAAAAACUUGUGAAUCCUAACAACAUCCUAUGAGGGAGAUACAAGUAGUGGUUAAUUCAGUGUCUAUGUAUCUAGAUGUAUAUAUUGAAACUUGAAAUAAAAUUUAGGAAGUUGGACUAUUUUGUGCAUCAGCAGACAGUGGGAGAAAAAUCUUUGUAUCUCAUUGCUUUAAGUUCUCUGUUAUAGUCAUUUCAUGGAAACGGGCAACUUAUGAUACAGGCACGGAAGGAAAUUCCAUUAUAGCGGUUCAAAUAGACACUUUAUGGAUAGGUUGUUGAAUGCUAAUCUGGAAAGAGUUUAAGAUGUUAAUUGAUUAGAUCUGGUGGUUAAAGUGCACGAGUUUACUCUUCUAGGAUGGGAUUCAAACCUUUUCCUGAUUUCUCAAAUAGGAUUGUAUGGUCACAUAUAGGAUACAACAGAGACAAAAAAGGACUGCCGACGAGGGCAUGGGCGAAGCCCCACUUAUCUGUGUGGGUUCAAAUGAAUCCUCUGGGAUCCUGUGAUGUUCUUUUUACGGAUAUGAAGGUAUGUUGCGGUCGGGAAUGAACCCUUCUUGACAACAUACAACGGGAGCUUUCUCACAACAACAUUUCCCGCUCUCCAAAACAUCCAAUCUGCCCUAAUAAAGGCCGGUCUUAGCAGUCGGGUCGAGGUGACAUGCCCACUUAAUGCUGAUGUUUAUUUGAGCUCAACCGGCGUUCCUUCCGGUGGCGACUUCCGAGCUGACAUUCACGAUCUCAUGAUUGCCAUUGUCAAGUUCUUGAGCGACAACGGCGCUCCUUUCACCGUCAACAUCUAUCCAUUCAUAAGCCUCUACAUGGAUGCCAACUUCCCAGGGGAGUAUGCCUUCUUCGACGGUAAUGCGUCACCUAUAACUGAUGGCGGGAUGAACUACUACAACAUGUUUGACGCGAAUCAUGAUACCCUUGUGUGGGCCCUGCAGAAGAACGGGUUUGGAAACUUGCCCACAAUUGUCGGAGAAAUCAGGUGGCCUACCGAUGGUGAUGUAAAUGCCAACCCUACCUACGCCCAAAGGUUCAACCAAGGAUUCAUGUCCCAUUUAUCGGGCGGGAAAGGAACACCAAUGGGACCUGGACCCAUUGAUGCGUACAUGUUUAGCUUAAUUGACGAGGACGCAAAGAGCAUCCAACCGGGAAAUUUCAAACGUCACUGGGGGAUAUUCGCGUAUGACGGAUCACCAAAAUAUCCGCUAAACCUAGGUACAACAAAUUCAAACGCUUUGGUACCUGCAAAAAAUGUGCAGUAUCUAGAGAAGAAGUGGUGUGUCAUGAAGCCGUCGGCAAAACUUGACGAUCCACAAGUGGCCCCCAGCGUAAGCUACGUCUGUUCGCUUGCUGAUUGUACGGAGCUAGGGUACGGGACCACGUGCGGAAAUCUUGACACUCGCGGGAACAUUUCAUACGCGUUCAGCAAGGCGAGGCGUGCAAGUUCCCCAACCUCUCCAUGGUAACGAAAACAGACCCAAGUCCACAGAAUGGGAAUUGCAAAUUCGGGAUUAUGAUCCAGCCGUACUACGGCGGCGCUGAGAGGAGAUUCGGGCGUAUUGGAAGAACAUGGGGAUUGGCAGCAGCAAGCUCCAUUUUCAUGUUGUGGACAAUGUUGUAAUCUCAUUUUUUAUUUUCUCAAACUGUCUCAUUUGCUUCUCUUUAGGAGUAGGCUUUUCAGAAACUGGUGUGGAAUUGGUGAAAGAUUGAUGAUUGCCGGAAGCAUGCAUGAUUUGGUGAUCAGUUUUGCAGUCUAGGCAAACAAUUCAUACCAUGGGUAGUUUGCAGGAUGUAAUGUUAUGUUGUAAUGAAAUGGUGUAUUAUGCAUGAUUGAUGCCUGAUGGAGUUAUUGGGUGGUA
Messenger RNA from Rhododendron vialii, 2843 nucleotides. RefSeq names its product glucan endo-1,3-beta-glucosidase 6-like. Gene Ontology annotation, biological process: carbohydrate metabolic process. Gene Ontology annotation, cellular component: plasma membrane. The record is from RefSeq and is a predicted model, not a curated record. The coding region runs from base 1719 to 2450 and encodes 243 amino acids. The transcript is spliced from 2 exons. Lineage: Eukaryota; Viridiplantae; Streptophyta; Magnoliopsida; Ericales; Ericaceae. Gene Ontology annotation, molecular function: hydrolase activity, hydrolyzing O-glycosyl compounds.